AUGCAUAGGAUGGCAUUGUCCAAAGACUACCACAACGAACGCAUCAUCCUCAAGUCCAAGCAAGAAGAGCACAUCAACCCCGUGCAACACCACGCCGCCAUCGAAACCCUCUACCAAGAGCACGCCAAAGCCAUCUUCGACCCCCAAAUCUACCUCCAAAUCCAUAUAAAUUACGAUGAGGAAGAAAAGCUGAAGAGAAGGAAGCCAAAUAUCGCAGAUGCCACGAACAGGCGAAUUUCCACGUCUCCCAUAAAGGCUAUCAGGAAAAGGAAGGAGAGCGGGUAUUCAAGCAACAUGGAAGAGGUUCCUAUCCAGCCGCGUGGCUUGUUCUGGCAGAACGACUUCAUAACACACGAGCACGAAGCGCGCCUGAUACAAAUCUUUCAGAACGAGCUCGAGUGGCCCGAGCGGUCAGGUCGACUGUCGCUGCACUAUGGCUACACCUUCGACUACAAGACAUUUGGCGUGGAUCCAAACGUCCCGUUCAAAGAAUUUCCUGAAUGGCUAGUCCCCUUGAUUCCUACGAGGGAAGGCAGACCGCCCGAUCAGGUUUGCCUACAGCACUACCCGCCCGGCGCGGGGAUUCCUCCGCACGUAGACACCCAUUCAGCAUACGACCAGUUGUAUGCACUGUCGCUAGGAGCGCCGGUAAUGAUGCAGUUCGCGCGAAGUAGCGACACUGGUCCCGAUGGCGACAGCGAACAGAAGGAGGUAGUUGAGGUUGACUUGACUCCACGAAGCAUGAUGCAGAUGUCGGGUGACUCACGACUGCACUGGACGCAUGGCAUCAAGAAGCGCAAGACAGAUACGCUGCGGGAUGGUACCGUGAGGAGACGCGACGAUAGGUGGAGUAUCACAUACCGCUGGGUCCGAGAACCCGCCGUGUGUAACUGCGGCAACACCAAGCUAUGCGACACGGCACAGCAGCAACUGGGAAUAGAAAGGGAGUUGAGAUGGAAGAAGGCGGGUGAGGGAACAACUGUUGGACUGCUUCAAAAGUUCGAAUGA
Molecule: messenger RNA, 1008 nt
Organism: Paraphaeosphaeria sporulosa
Lineage: Eukaryota; Fungi; Ascomycota; Dothideomycetes; Pleosporales; Didymosphaeriaceae
Exons: 2
Coding region: 1-1008 (335 amino acids)
Biological process (GO): oxidative demethylation
Molecular function (GO): oxidoreductase activity; demethylase activity
Source: RefSeq, a predicted model, not a curated record